UCUCCCAACUGCCAGCCCCACGGAGGCGGGGCACUGUCCUGUCCGCCCCUGGCCGUGGGGCUGGCCAUCAGCCCCACAGCAUAUAGAAGAGGCCCCCUGACCCUGAGCAGUGCCAGCCUCCCCGCGCUCCUCUGGCCACCACUCAGCCCCCAGGGCCACCACAUUCUCCGUGAACACCUUCCAACAGCUCAGCAUGCACCAACCCCUUGAAGCACCUGGGCAGAAGCCCCUGGGCCAUGGCAAGUGCAGCACAGUUGGACACGAUGCUGGAAAAACCUCUGGAUGCGGAGCUGGUGGUGGGAAUGGUCCAGUGAUCUGCAGUGCCACAGGCGGGAACCCCUACGCGGGGCUGGUGAGCCACCUGCGGGCAGCCUGGCUUUCGGGGAAGACACGGCCCAUGGAAUACCGUGUGGCUCAGCUGGAGGCACUGGGACGCUUCCUUGAUGAGAAGAAGCAGGAAAUCCUGGAGGCCACCGCCUUGGAUUUGGGCAAGCCGUCCUUUGAGGCAUACUUCACCGAGAUCCUUCUCUGCAAGAACGAGCUCAAUGAUACCCUGAACAACCUGUCCCACUGGAUGAAGGAUGAGCACGUGUGCAAGAACCUGGCAACACAGCUGGAUUCGGCCUUCAUCCGCAAGGACCCCUACGGGGUGGUGCUCAUCAUCGCACCCUGGAACUACCCCAUCCACCUCUUCCUGGUGCCCCUCAUUGGGGCCAUUGCUGCCGGUAACUGUGUCAUCAUUAAGCCCUCGGAGAUAGCCAAGAACACUGAGAAACUUGUUGCUGAAACACUGACCUGCUACCUGGACAGCGACUGCUUUGCCGUGGUGACCGCUGGUGUGCCGGAGACCACCAAGCUGCUGGAGAACAAAUUUGACUACAUCUUCUUCACAGGCAGCCCCUCCGUGGGGAGGAUCGUGAUGACAGCCGCUGCCAAGCACUUGACGCCCGUGACGCUGGAGCUGGGGGGCAAGAACCCCUGCUAUGUGUCUGACAACUGUGACGUGCACAACGUGGCCCGUCGAGUGGCCUGGGGUCGCUUCUUCAACGCGGGGCAGACCUGUGUGGCACCUGACUACGUGCUGUGCAGCCUGGAGAUGCAGGAGAAGCUGAUGCCUGCCCUGCGCGAGGCCAUCACUGAGUUCUAUGGCUCCAACCCCAAGGAAUCCCCUGACUUUGGACGCAUUAUUGGGGACAAGCAGUUCCGCCGAAUCCGAGCACUGCUGUGCAGCGGACGUGUGGCCAUCGGAGGACAGACAGAUGAGAAGGAGCGCUACAUCGCUCCCACGGUGCUGGCGGAUGUGCAGCCUUCUGACCCUGCCAUGCAGGAGGAAAUUUUUGGCCCUAUCCUGCCCAUCGUCGUUGUGGCCAACAUGGAUGAAGCCAUUGAUUUUAUCAACGCACGGCCGCGGCCAUUGGUCCUCUAUGCCUUCUCCUGCGAUAGCAAGGUGGUGAACCAGGUCCUGGAGCGCACAAGCAGUGGUGGCUUCUGUGGCAACGACACCCUGAUGCAUAUGAUGCUGACCUCGCUGCCCUUCGGAGGGAUUGGGAACAGCGGCUUGGGGAUGUACCAUGGCAAGUUCACCUUCAACACCUUCACCCACCACCGCGGCUGCCUGCACCGUAGCAUGGGCCUGGAGGCCAUCAAUGCCCCACGCUACCCCCCCUACAGCCAGCAGAAACUGGGGGUGCUGACGACCGCCACUGAGAUCAAGCGCAGGGGCAUGUGCACCCUGCUCUGAGCACUGCUCCUGGACUAAGUGGGUCCUGGCUGCAUCCCCCUGCGGAGCAAACCCACCCGUCCCUGGUUCCCUUGCCACAUCCUGUGUCUCGCUGCCACCUCAAUCCACGUUGGACAGCAGGGAUGGACAUCUCCUCCUGCGCCCUCGCUUCUCCCCAGCUGCCUCUGCUCCAGACCUUUUGCCAGGACCCAUCUGAAAUGCCCAAAUGUUCUUUUUCUCAUCCCGUACUUCUAUUCCCAGUGGAGAAACAGUCCCUGUGAGGAUGAGGACCAGCACUUAACCCCAUCUCCCGUUAGAUGGACCUUUCCUUCCGGAUGAGCCUCGCUCUCCCUCCUCUUGUUGCCAGCCAGUGCCUUUUCCUCUGUAACCCUGCCUGUAGUAAAGACUUUGCA
This is a messenger RNA of Cuculus canorus (common cuckoo), 2133 nucleotides long. Its product is annotated as aldehyde dehydrogenase family 3 member B1. Gene Ontology annotation, molecular function: aldehyde dehydrogenase (NAD+) activity. Gene Ontology annotation, biological process: aldehyde metabolic process. The transcript has 11 exons. The record is from RefSeq and is a predicted model, not a curated record. Gene Ontology annotation, cellular component: cytoplasm. NCBI's taxonomy places the organism in Eukaryota, Metazoa, Chordata, Aves, Cuculiformes, Cuculidae. Bases 194 to 1741 code for a protein of 515 amino acids.